UAGCUGUAUUCAAAAUGGCGGACGAUGCGGGAUGACACGAUGACUGCGGCUAGUACUAUAGUUUCCACUCAUUUUACGAGACAACGUGUGGUGCGAUUAACACACUUACCAUUUAUUUGAUAUCUGAUGGAUGAAAGAAUGACUAGCAAGAAUCUUCGCUGGGUCAGUUGUGUUGCUGCUAUGAGUACAAAUCGCGGAAUUGGAAACAAGGGCAGCUUACCUUGGCCCCCUCUGAGGUACACCUAAAUUUGACUUAUCAGAGUGUUGAUUUUAUCUGCCACAUUUCUUUACUUAUCACCGUGCGUACGCUCAAAAUUCUUAAGUAAGCAUUCAAGUUUGUAAUUUUUUUUUUCAACCGAUUUCCGCAAAAUCCCACCUUACGAUAAACAAACGUCCUUUUUUUAUCGAGUACCCUUACACACAUUAGAGACCUUAAGAUAGAGGUAUUUCGGUAGUUUCCGCAAACCGCGAACGUGGAGAAGUCACUUGAUUUUACUUGUGCCUUGCCGUCAGGUUUGCUGUUUGAGGUUCACGUUUAUACGGCUAGACCACGCUCUAGAAAUAACUGAUUUUUCGCAAGGUUUUUUGCACCCUAAAACAUCACAAUCCCACGUUUGAAAGGGCAUAUUACCAGAGAUGCUAAAUUUUGUACAGUCCUUUCCUCUAUAAUACAGACUUCCCUCUAUUACAGAUGUUCAUCAAAGUCUCUGAGGAACAAAAGUCUUGGAAACAGCUGGUUUUGCCCAUGCACAACCACCCCCACCCCCCUCCCCCCCUCUCCUCAUUCAGCCAGGCCAAGUUUGAUUCCCGAUUUUGAUUGUGGUUAGGGUUUAUAACUGACAAUACUGCUGACUGUACUGAUUUGGUUAUAAUGAUUAGCUUUCAUUACUGUUAGGUUUGUCACUAGAGGUGUGUUUAUAUGAAGGUUAAGUCACAGGAAAGCAAAUUGAUCGUGCCUAUACUAGAAUGCUCCACACAGCACUGAACAUUUCUUGGACGGACCACAUUACAAAUUAAUGAAGAUCUGUAUGAUCACCUCCCAAAAGUUUCUGGCAAGAUUAGGGAAAGGAGAAUGAGGGUAGCUGGGCAUUGCGUUCUAAAAGACACAAAAAGGAGGAGGCAUUGAAGCUUGUGUUGUGGCAGCCACAACACGGACAAACUAAGUUGGGAAGACCUAAGAGCAUAUACAUACUGUUGGAGAACUCAGAAUGGUAAUGCUAGACCAAAUUGACUGGUGAAGGAGAAUCUAUGUUGUGUAAGCUGGCGCUCAACCAAACUAACCAACUAACUAACUAAGUCACAUGAAAAGCUUGAAGGGGGGGACAAGGCAGCACAUAAAUUUGGUGUUACCUCUUUAACACAGAAACGUCUGUAAUGUGGACACUUACCGUAGAUUCCAACCCGCCUCCCUUUUUUGGUUUUGGCCAAUAUUUCCGGCCUCCCAUUUUCCGGGCAUCCUGGUUUUUGAAACUCUUCCAUUUCUUUGUAUAGCCAGUCUUUUUAGCAUGCUUCUUUGCCAUUUUCCUGUGGUUUCUCAGCCACUUUGUCUUUUUCCCUUUUGGCUUCCAACCAUCAUGAGCCUGCAAUAAUUUUGGGUGCAGUUUUUCCAUUGACUGUGAUCUCAAAAUGCAGGAAAUGGCAUCUUGGAGGCAAAUAUCUUAACAUUUUUCUCAGGGGAGCAUGCCCCAGCACUCAUGGGAGCAGCUAUGCCACUCCUGAAACCUCCCCUUUUUUUAGUUGACUUAGCUCUGCCCCUCAGUGUUCUUAUUGAUGAGGUGUGAUUGUUUGACACAUUGUAGUUGAAGCCAGUUUUAAAUUAUUAUUAGAUUAUCAUCAUCAUCAUCAUCAUUUCUUUUCUUCAUCUCUUUUUUUUUAAUGCAGAACUGAUUUGAGGUUUCUAGAGAAGAUAACUACUGAAGUUAAAGAUAAAGGUGUGCUUAAUUUUUUUUUUAAGAACAAACUAGUUGGAAUCGAACAAACCUACAAUACGAUUAUUGCGUCAGGGUUAAGGUUAGGUUUGUUGCAUUAGGUGUUCUUUUUUUGUUUAGUGAAUUUGUAUUAAAAAUGCCUUGAGGCUUGAAUGUGUUGGUGAAUUUGAAUUGUUGUACCUGUGCAGCUUGCCAUUGUGGUGAUUUUUUUGUGUCAAUAAUUUUCACAUAUAUUAUGCCAUGAGCUUGUGUGAAUUUGUGUUGCUUUAUGCCUGUGGGGUGUGCCUGCAUGGCCUAGUUCUGUUGUUUUAACUGUUGUAAAUAUUUUGUUUUGGUAGUUACAGUAUAAUAUUAAUUGUAAUGGUGGCACCACUACACUGCCUGAGGUGGUUUGCUUGUAGUGAUGCAUGUAAAUGGCAGUCUGUGGAACCGCGCCUUAUGACCACCCCGUUUAUAUGACCACCUCAUUAUUAAGACCAUAUUCUUUUGACCCAAAGGUAAAAAUCACAGAAUCAUUUUAUUAUUUUGAAGAACCCGUUAAUGCUGCCACCUUGUUAUUAUGACCAGGCUUUUAUAACCCAACGGUGGUUUGUAUUAACAGGGUUCCACUGUACCAACAAUGCCUGUACAGGGUUUUGCUUUUGGGGGUUUUUGGAAAGGAUAGUAUGUGGUUUGUUUAUAGAGAAAGAAGUUAGAGAUUUGUGUAUGGAAUCAAUGUAUAAUAACUAGAGGAGUUGUCAGUGAGUUUUGUAUCGGUGUGCGACAAAUGCAGACUGGAGACUUACAGACUGGCAGGUAAACGAGGUGGAUAUUGUUUUGAAAUGCUUUAACAGAUUCCCUAUCCCUAAACUUUAAGUCUUCUAAAAGUCUAGUUUAGGGAUAGGGAAUCUGUUAGAGCAUUUCACAACAAUGUUUACCUCAUUUACCUGCCAGUCUGCAAGUCUGCAGUCUCCGUUUGUCGCACACUGGUUUUGUAUCUGUGAAGUAACAACGUAACAAAUGUGAAAACACGAUUUGCAUUAGUAAUGAUUGAUACACUGAAGGUUAUGUGAAUAAGACUAUAAAAAAGGUUACACAUGCUCCCUUUGAGCACUCAGCUCUUUCUAUGGCUGUGAAAGUAAAAGUCUAGUGAUCUGCCAUCCCACUAACAAUUAAGUGGGGGUUGUAGAUCCUGCCCAUUGCUACUUUCUCCUGGCCCAAGGUAUAAAGCUAUAUUCUCCAAUUAUUAUCAUGUCAUGAAUAACAAUGCCUAGGGUAGAAUAUAUAUAUCACUAUCUUUAUUUUCCUGACAUUUGUAUGUUGAUUUAACCUUUAAGUAUGGUAUUACCCAGAGGUAAUGUAAAAAACAAAUAUACACCAUCUAGGUUUGGGUCUGCAGUGCGCAAUUUUCGUGAUAGCUUUUUGGUUGUUUUUCCUAGACAAAUGGAAUGCUGUAUUGUUAGGGAGAAAAACAUGGGAAUCUCUUGGAGCUUCUAACCAACCCCUCACUGGCAGACUAAACAUUGUCAUCAGUAAGUCGUUAAAGUAAGUAAACUGUUAUCCACUCUAUCACUUACUCUAUUUGUUCAUACAUUCAUUUAUCAGGGCUCUCAAUAAGGACCAGAAUCUCCCUAAGGUACAAGGAACGUGACCCUGGCUACUUUUAGAGGGAAAUACAACAAAGAAGAACCAAAAGAAAUCUCUAGUUGUUUGAUUCUCAACCUAGUUGUUGUGUUUACUCAGCUACUUGAAAUCUUAGUGACAGCCCUGAAUUAUCACCAGUAAUUAACGCUAUUUUGAUGAAGGAAAAAGUUAAUUUAAUCACCAACGGUAGUGCAUGUAGCUAUUCAGUAACUGAUAACUUAAUAACAGUCAGAAAUCUCGGUCCGUAUUAUAUUUUUUAGACUUUCAAAAAAUUAUAGAUUGGACUAAUUUACUGAUAGUAUACGUUGUGCCUUAGUGCGAAAUUAAUUUUUUAUCCCAUUGUUAAUGAUGAAUUUUUAAUCCAAAUUUACAAGGUAAAGUUAUACUUCUGAUCAUGCUCUUAACUUGCACAUCAUCUCAUUAUUUUCUGUCCUUGUUUGUCAGGAGUCCUCCAUCUGGUGCUCAUUAUGUUUGUGACAGUGUUUUGUCGGCAGUUCAGAUGCUGUCUGCGCCUCCUUUCACAAGCACGGUAGAAAAAAUACUUGUUCUUGGUGGAACUGAUGUGUAUAAGGUAAACAGUUGUACUGCAUGUUCGUGUGAUUCGAUAUACACUGUACCACUGCGUUUAGGGAUUGUUUAUAAUUGAGCUAUUUAUUAGCCUUCAAAACAGGCGCCCGCGUUUUUCGGGAGAACAAAGCAAGAAGCAGGCGUGGAGCGUGAGACACACGCGACAGGGGAAGGCGCGGAAAAAAUAACUUACUUUUCUGCGCCUUCCCCCUUUGCGCGCGUCUCCCGCUCCUCGCUUGCUGCCCGUUUGCAUUCGUUCGUUCUGAAGGGUAGCUAUUUGCAGACAAACCUUCGCAUCGAUUGACACUCGAUGUAUGUACAUUUGCAUCUUACAAACCACUAGCAACCACUCAUUUCAAAAAGCUGGCUCACUAACUUACGACAAACGGGGCUUACAAACGUUACAAACGUCCUAUUGACAAGCUGAAGCAAAACCGACAAUGGUAGAAUGACUGGACAACCCACUUUAUUACGACUAACAAUAACGACAGUAUUACUAUGACAAAAGACGAAUCGAAGUGCACGGCUACUUGUAUUGAGAGUCUUCAUAGCCAAUAACAUACGGCUUAACUGAGCGACUACCAAUAAUAUCGCGACUUAAUUCACCAAUCAGGUCAAUAAACAGCUUUAAAUACCAUCAACCGAUAUGAUACAACUCAUUUUGAGUCUGAAGAUGCCUACCGCACAGGUUGUGGAAAAUAUGUAAGAAAAUGUCAACAGCAGUCCUAUUCAGGACUACAUCUACCCGGACGAUCAUAUCCAACCUAUUUAUGACCUACUGUGUCUUAUACUUUAUUGGUCAAUGGCAUCCGCACCUUGCGAGCAGAGUUUCCUUUUGCCUGUUUCUUUAUUAAGUGUGCAAGCCCUCUCUUUGUGGAGAUUGCGCUUAAAUUAAAAUCUAACAGGUUUUCUCCAAAUUGGCCCUCUCGACACUCGAAAGUGGGAAAAGAUUCUUUGUUUUACAAAAAGAAAGAUGCCAUCUUUGCCUUUUUUCGUGAAUUAAAAGACAGUGGCACAGCUUGGAGAUUGUCCCGAAAAUUUCCUUAUUUGGCCUCGAAGAUAAUUUUUCGGCAAAUCACUGUAACUGUUGAUGAAAAACAGUAAACUUGAACAUUGCGUUUUGGUGUUUCCUGGCACUGCAUUUGCCACCAAAGUAUUACCUAAACAGACUUCUUCAAAACUACGUUCGGUUCGUUACCACAAAUGAAGGUUAACCCGUCGCUCCUAGCCUGAAUUUCAUCCGAUUACUUCGAGUCGUUUUCUCCUCUCAGCAACUUCUGAAUCGACCGGCCGUUAAUGCCGUCCAGUGACGUCACUACUACCCGAAAACCGGGUAGUGAUUUUGAUUGGUUAAUUGUCUAAACAUUCGCAUAAUUAUGCAUAGUUAUGAGAAAUUUUAGCGGGAUUGUCGUUUGAUAUUCAGCGGAUCACAUCCCUGGGAUGCUUUCGUGGAGUUCAAACAUUGCGAUAAUCUUUAUCGUAAACAGCAAAAUUGCCCUCGUCUUCGAAUUGCACUGAACUGCGAAUGAAGAAUCAUUGGGGAGAGUCGGUAGAUUUUUCAUUUAGAGCCGCUUUGCGGUUUCGGCAGUGAUUUUGUUUAUGCGAAGUUUCUGAGACCAAUGUUGUAAUUCGACCUUCUAGCUAUUUUCACCAUCAAGUGUAAUGAUUCGGUUAGCUUUUCUUUCUUGUUUCCUUGUUUGCUUUUUUCUUCGUUAAGGACCAAAUAGCUUCUCUACAAUUAAAGGAAAUCGUUGUGUUUUUGAACUAAGUGUUCCGUGUCUGUAUUUAUUUCAUUGCGUGUUUGCGACCGAGUUUGAUUAUGGAAUUACAAACGGUUCAGAGUACUGCAUGCAGUUAAUAGUUUGAACGUUAAACAAGAACUACCAUCGAAAAAAGAAAAGCAAUUCUGUAUCAUACCUGAUGCAGACAAUUCCAAACGAUAAAUUAUUUCUUGGUUUUCCACUUGAAAAUGGUGUUUUUUAACUUUUUGUAUGAAUUAAGGUGACUCGACCCAGUUUUUUUGGGGGGGUACCAUCCUACUUUGAAGCUCUCUGGUAUCCCCACCUUUACUUUUAUCGUAAGUCUAACACAUAGAAUGGAUAACAUAUAGAUCAAUCUACAAUAUAGCGUAAAAUGUUUGGCGAUCGGAGUAAAUGUCACGUGGUUAUAAUGCCACGCCCCUUUGAGGUCUGAGUCGAAAAUCUGCUGUUUCCGGCAUUUUUUCGUGAAAAUCUCUCGGCUACACAUAGUGCGCAUUAGUGCCUUGCGCUGAACAGAGUUUCACCAAAAUCGCAAAGACCCAAUUCAAGAAAUUCAGCGGUUUCCCAAUUUAGGUCAUAAUUUAUGCGAAAAUGAUAAGCAAACUUUACACGAUUAUAUCUAAUAAACUAUGAGACUUAUCCCUUUAUUUUGGGGAUCGUUAUAACAGAUGGGUCCUUGCAAGUCAGCAAAAAGCUUUAGGUCCUUGUAAAUGCGCGCGAUUUCGAGCAAAGCAAACAUAUAGAAAUUAUAGUUUUAGCUAUUUGUUGACAUUUGUCAGCGUUUAAAAGUCCUUCUCACGAAAAAAGCAUUUUCUUAAAGUUUUCUUUUUCCUUCAAAUUUUUUCAGGGCCACAAUUGAUUAACUAACUACCCGGAUUCUGAAUUUCAUGGUCAUUGAAAAACUGUGACAUUAUCUUCUAUAAGCCCAAACUUGGGUAAACAUUGAAGAUUUUUAGCGUUUUGGCUGAGUUUGUGCUUUGGGAGUUGUCUAUUGUUUCUAGUCUGUCAUGAUACAGCAUUCUUGUUCAGCACGCGAGCAAUAACACGCUUGGCUGACUUCCGAAUGCUCAUCGAGAUACGCAGAAAAAAAAUCAAGCGCCCUUUAAAGUUUCAGCCUCUUUCAGAUUAUAUACGCAUGCUUCGUACCUGAUCCAAACUAUAGUUCUGUACACAGUGGGGUGCCGGUAUAUUUUACAAAAGGUUAUUUGUAUCAAAUUGCAUUGUUUUUUAUUCUUCAGGAAGCAAUCGAAUCACCCUUCUGUCACCGAAUAUAUUUAACUCGUAUUAAUCAAGAAUUUGAAGCAGAUGCAUUCUUUCCCAUGUUUGAUGAAAAUGUUUACAAACUGAUAAGGUAUUUGUACUGUUGGUGUCAUAGAUUAGCACAGUGGUUGACCGAGAUCUCGCCCACCACCUCCCUCCAUUUUUUAGAGGGCGGGAAUUCAUUUAACCGUUUUCUUUCGAUCAAACAAUGCGGUUUACUGUGACGAGAUAUGAAAGAAAGUAAGGUCAACAACGGAAGACUUGUUUUGUCAGUUUUUACCCAAUUAAAUGCUUUCUGUUUAUUGCAUUUGAAUAAUCGCAAAUUUUUCUGCUUCCGUCCAUGCUAUCACGAAUUGUGUCCCGUUGUCCCUUUUUCCUGUGGCAUCUGUGCCGUUUCGUAGACAAUUUAUUGUUGUUCAGAAAAAUUCGUUUCGAAGACUCGAAGGCUUUAAACUUUUGUUAAAAAGAUAAACAGCGUUCGUUUUCACUUAUGUGUGUAUUUCUGUUUUAGCAACCCUUCUGAAGUGCCCCAAGGCGUCUUCGAAGAAAAUCAAGUACAGUAUAAAUUUUGUGUUUAUGAAAAACAGUGUUGAAUACGAGGCAAAGAAAACGUAGGCGUACGAUAAAUGACAAUUUCAAGAGACAGAAAUAACAAUUUUAAACUUAGUUUUACCAUGAGACUACUGAGCUCCAUACACCUCUUGCAAACUAUUUUGGACGAACUUCUUACUGGCAACAAUUUUUUGUGCGAUGAAAGCGUUCUGUCAGUUCCAGUUCUUUGUUGCAAACGUGAUUUCAAAUAAGCUAAGUUCCAUUUAAAAACAAAGUAUCCCCUUUCUUUGCAUAAAUAUUUUUUUCGCAAACAGUAUUCACUCGGAAAUAUUGUCUUAAGUAUUGUCACGUGAGUUAUAAUGUGUGUUUAGUCACGUGAUUACAAGUGACAAUAAAACAUAGGUAGUUCUUAAUCACCGUUUGUGUUGAGUGUUGUCCUCUGGCGUCUGAUACGGAUGACCUCCUUAAUUUUUCUUGAAAGAUUCCCGCUCUGGGGGCGGGGCGAAGCUUGCAGUCACGUGGCCUUCCCGUCUUUCCUCCGCCAACCCCGUACCCCCGGGAGAGCUUGCCCGCAG
Porites lobata is the source of this 8265-nucleotide messenger RNA. The record is from the annotation of a GenBank genome assembly. Lineage: Eukaryota; Metazoa; Cnidaria; Anthozoa; Scleractinia; Poritidae.